Pollicipes pollicipes is the source of this 4253-nucleotide messenger RNA. RefSeq lists its product as uncharacterized. The transcript has 17 exons. NCBI's taxonomy places the organism in Eukaryota, Metazoa, Arthropoda, Thecostraca, Pollicipedomorpha, Pollicipedidae. The coding region runs from base 279 to 2741 and encodes 820 amino acids. Gene Ontology annotation, cellular component: cytoplasm; nucleus. The record is from RefSeq and is a predicted model, not a curated record. Gene Ontology annotation, molecular function: calcium ion binding; protein serine/threonine phosphatase activity.
UGUUUGCGCGGUUGCGGGGCCGCAGGGUUGUUUAUUCGCCAGGCAGAAGAAUAAGUACAUCUGGCGCCCAUUUGCAACUUCCUCAGAAUUCAAAGAAGCUGUGUGGAGUACGCCCCUACCAGUUAUAACGGGGGCAGGGCAACAGAUCGUUAUGCUCGGAUUGGCAUUAAAUAUGCCUGGUACCUAGGCAGCAUUGCUUUUGAAAACAGCCCUACCCAAUGUGGUUGAGUACAAGACUGUAAAAUAAUUAAUUCCCAUGUUCAUGAUAAGCCACAGAUAUGGCUGCUGCUGAGGCCUGGACAUUCACAUCCAAUCUGCAAAAUGAUCACGUCUCACUUUUGCUUUUUAACUCAGAAGAUGAGACGUACCUGUUUAGAGAUGUGCAAGAGAGGGAGAGCAUGCAUGGGACAUUCUUGCCUGGAGGGCCUACUACUGUGGCACUGAAUACAUGGAGUAAAGUGGUUCAAAACAAGCUCAAUGAGCUCAUUGGUUCUUGUGAUAUUAGCCCUCAACUGCUCAAGAUCCAGAGAUUUUUCAUCCCGUGCUUGGCCCGAGCAAUCAGCCAUGUUGUCUUCUACAUCAAAGUUAAUAACAAGAUCAAAAACAAGACUAAGGUCAAGCCGCUGCUGCGCUGGAUGACGCCGGCUCAGGUGCGCGCGUGCGUGGCCGAGGCACGACUGAUGGCCAGCCCCGAGGUGCUCGAGUACCUGCAGCUGGCCGAGGCCCGCGAGCAGCCCACCAGCUCAGGUGCGCACCAGGUCACGCUGGACGAGAAGGGCGGCGGCUACAUCUACGUGCUGGCCGAGGAGCGCGCUGUCAAGCUGCCGCACGAACACCUGCUGGAGGCGGCCAAGUUCUUCAAGCAAGAGCAGGGUCUGCUAUACGAGGAGUUUGUGCGGCGCUGCUUCCCCUGCCUGUUCAUGAACUUCUCGCGAUUCUCUGAUCUUGUGCAACAUAUUGGCUGGGAACAGUCGACGCAUCAGGACCUGUUCAGGAGUCUGGACUCGCAGGGGCGCGGCGCGCUCACGUACCGUGACCUGCUGUUCGGCCUGGCCGCGCUGGAGCCGUGCACACAGCACGGCGGCCCGCCCGCCGAGAUCCGCUGCCGCUACAUCUUCAGGUACUACGACAGGGACAACGACGGCCGGCUGGAGUUCUCCGAGUUCCGCCAGAUCGUGACCGACAUUCGCCGCUUCAAGGGUCAGAGCGUCAACAAGGAGGAGCUGGUGCAUGUGACGGAGCAGAGUGCCAAGGUGUUCGGUGCCGAGUCGAGCGAGUACCUGACACUCACCGAGUUUCUGACCGGCGUCGGUCAGCUGAAGUUCCGUGGCACGUCGCUGUUGCUGCGCUCGCCCCAGUCGGCGCUGGGCUACCUGCGCCGCGGCGGGGGCGCCGGCGGCGCGGCCGACGCCCCUGCGGCUGUGCCCGGCGGCCGGCUCUCGCCACGUCCGUCGGCGCAGUUCGACCGCUCCCCGCUGCACCGGUCCGACGGCGGCGAGAGGGUCGAGGACGUGUCGGUGGUGGAUGGCGCGUUCUUCAGCCCUCCCGGCGGUACCGAGGGCACCGAGUACGAGCUGGCCACGCACUCUGUGCGCGUGAAGCGCACCGGCACGCUUCUGGACAUCAACGCCCUCUGGGACAUGGAAGACACGUCAACCAUCUCGGCCUCCGCCCGGCUCAACAAGAAGAUGCGCUGGGAGCGUAUCUCGUCCGUGGACAGUUUCAACCAGAAGUCGCAGCCCAACGAGAUGCUGAACGGACUGCGCUAUUUCGAGCGGCCCGUGCGCGCCGACCAGGCCAGCGGCAAGCACAUGCCCAAGGAGGCCUUCCACUGGGGAAACGUGGACAAGGCUGUGCUGGCCAAGUGUCUGCUGCAGAUCUGCUACCUGGUCAAGGACAUCCUGACGCAGGAGCCGCGCCUGCUGCAGCUCAAGUCUCCCUGCUACAUCCUCGGUGACAUCCACGGCAACUUCGAGGACCUGGUGUGCUUCGAGAAGGCGCUGUGGCGGCUGGGGCCCCUGCUGACGCCGGCCAGCUUCCUCUUCCUCGGCGACUACGUCGACCGCGGCGCGCACGGCGUGGAGGUGGUGGCCUACCUGUUCUCGCAGAAGCUUCUGUGCCCCAACAAGUUCCACCUGCUGCGCGGCAACCACGAGGUGCGCGAGAUCCAGCAGACCUUCACUUUUCACAGGGAGUGCAUCAGUAAGUUCGGCAAAAUCACCGGGCCUGAGGUGUGGGAGGCCAUCAACGAGUGCUUUGACGCCAUGCCGCUGGCCGCUGUCAUCGAUAACAGGAUCUUCUGCGUGCACGGCGGCAUCCCGGCGCCCACCAUCGAUGGCGGCCGCGUGUCGGCCAUCAACCGGAUUCCGUGCCCGCUGCCGCAGCCGGAGACGCAGAGUCCGCUCGCCUGGGAGAUCAUGUGGAACGACCCCAUCAGCAUGGGUAGUGUCAGCUCGGAGACGCUGGACGAGCUGCGCGAGAACGACGGCUUCAUUGAGAACUACCGGCGCGGCACGGCGCAUAUGUUCAGCAGCGACGGACUCGACCGUUUCCUCGAGCGCAACGGGCUGUCGCAUGUGGUGCGCGCGCACGAGGUGCAACAGGCCGGCUUCCAGUUGCAGCAGAAGGGACGUCUGCUGACCGUGUUCUCGUCGUCGCGCUACUGUGGCGGCUCCAACGAGGCUGCUUGCGUGCUGGCCGACUGUCACAAGCUGCGCACCCUCCGGCUGGACACGGCCUGACGAGACCACCUGCGGCCGCGGAGCCGCACCAGGGCGACGCCCGAGGGCGGGGAGACGGUCCCGGGUCCGAGGCUGGGUCACAGGGCGGCGGGCCGUCGCUCCAGGGGCCUGUGCGGCGAGACUCGUCCGGAGAUCCGGCUCCUGGGGCGGCCGCGGUCAGCUCACUGCCGCUGGGCAUGCUCUGAGGUCAGGUCGCCCUGCGGUGUGACCUGUCUGACACCUGUGUAACCUGUGACCUGUGACCGGUCCUGUCUGGUCGUGGUGAGACGGUGGAGGGCCCAAGGGCUGGAGGGCAGGUGGCGGCCCGUGACCCGUCUUGGUAUGACGUCACCGGCAUGGCUGGGGGGGGGGGGGGGGGCGAGCAUUCGAUCAAACAGUGCUAGUUGUCUUCUGUCUAGUCCAGUCCGGCAGCCAUUGUUUCCAGCUAAGGAAUGAAAAAGGGAUUGGUCUUUACUCGGAGUUGAUUAUCGGAAUGUGCGUUCGCGCACGGUAUGUGUCGGUCACGCUUCAGUACGUGUGAAUCCUUGCUGCGGGAGGCGAGUGGGUGCCACUUGCCCGUGUCCACCAGACAUUGAUGAAGGCAGCAUUAUUAACCCUGACUUACUUAAAUGGCAAACAGGGUUUGCCUCCGUCUGCUUAUGAAAUAGAGCUUCCCCUUCAUCAAUUCGAGUCCGUCAGCUCGAGACAAUAUGCAACUACGCCAACGUAAUUGUAUUGUAGCUGGGUUAUCCGAAACGUCGUUUUCAUGACUGUCUUCGCGCGUUCUGUGGAAUACGCGUGCAGAAGAGUACCGUUGAGUUUUGUGUUCUGAAUGUGGCGCUUGUCAUGUUGCCACAUUGUGCUAAAAUUAGCAAAAUUCGCGAUUUCUGCUCAGCGACGCCAUGUCUCGCGUUUUACACACGUACCUGACAGGCGGCAUUUGGCAUAUGAUCCUUACAUUGGCGUAUGUGCAAGCUCCAUCACAUGUCUUAAAGUGCAUUGCUCUUACCGAUAUGUGGUAAUCUUGCACGGAACAGUUUGUGACCUGGUGUGUGCCAAAAGGUCUGCCAGCGCACUUUGCUCUGAUGUAAUAUCGAUUCAAUUCCAGUACCCGUUAAAAUUCAGUUGCUGGCUCAUGACUGUGUACAUAUGCCUUUGCGUUGCUCAGUACGGAUGUAAUGUACGACUUUGUUGACAACAGUGACAUCUUGUGACGCUUUGUCGCUAAAUCUGGGUACAUGCGUUGCGCCAUGCGCCGAGUGGCCGCUUGAUGCGUUGAAAUGGAUGUUCCAACGCUCCACGUUUAUGUGCGUUUGUGUUGCGUUCUCUUGCUGCAGGGUGCCCUUGAGCGCGGCGUGUUCAUUAUGCGUUCCAGAUUCGUUUGGCUGUGCUUAGUUAACCACACUGCCGAGGGCAGUCGACGCCUUUCUCGGCGUCGUUGUAGCCGUGUCCCCUCUGCGAAGCCGUGCCGUUGUCAAAGACGUGUAUAUCUAAUGUCCGGUAAUAAGUCAAUAUACUCACAACUGCACUCAU